AUGAUCCUCGACUGGCACAACUUUGAUGCUGUGUUUCAGCAGAAACCAGACUAUGCCCUGGAUCAGAAAACGGUGGAGAACAUCUUGAGACAUCGAAGGGAAUUUGGAGACGAAUUGUUCUUCGAUCGGAUAUGGAAGUCGAUUGGGCUUACCCAACCCUCGAGGAAAAACUACCCCGCGAGGUCGAAUCAAGACUUGAGGAAUGUUUGGUCCAAAAUCGUCCAGUCACCUGCGCCCGACGAGCAGAAACUCGCCCUUCUCUACUAUGUCCUACUCGACUGUCGUGGGAUCACUGGUGUAGACAAUGUCUUCGUCCGGAGGACAUAUCUACCACAGAAAUACCAGCUCCUCGUCCAAGGACUUUGGGAACUCGACCAUUCUCAGUUCUCCAAAGCCCUAGAGCACCUUACCGAUCCAUCCCUCGCCCUUCCCUUCGCUGACGAAGUCCUCCUUUCUCUCCUAAAACAUCCGAGAUGUGAGCCUGCAUUGGCAACCGCCUUUUACAUCACUGUAUCGCCGCCAUUGCGGGAUCCCAAGACCGUGGAUGCAUAUUUCGAUUUACUAUCUUCCAAUAAUCUGCCGGAAGCGUACUAUUUCGCAAAGAGACAAGACAAGCUGAAUCAUAAGUCCUUAUUUGAGAAACUGGUUGCAACAGUACAUCAGGAAAAGGGAGGCCAGCUUCGUGCGACAAGAGCUACCAUUCUGGUCGGCUUGCCGUUCAGCUCAGAGGAGGACGCCUGGUUCGAGGACUUUUUACUUCGCGGCAAAGGAACCAAAUUUCCAGGUGCCAAAGACACGGUGAUGGUCCGGCGAUUAGCUACUGGCAAAUCGGUUUCCGCGGUCACCGAAAAUACGAUGCUCAAUAGGUUGAAGGGAGAGAACAUCGAUGGUGUUAGCUGGGAGACCAUUCGGAGAUCAAUUGCAGAAGCUGCGCCAAGCUGA
Molecule: messenger RNA, 942 nt
Organism: Exophiala bonariae
Lineage: Eukaryota; Fungi; Ascomycota; Eurotiomycetes; Chaetothyriales; Herpotrichiellaceae
Exons: 2
Coding region: 1-942 (313 amino acids)
Source: RefSeq, a predicted model, not a curated record